This is a messenger RNA of Triticum turgidum subsp. durum (durum wheat), 369 nucleotides long. The record is from the annotation of a GenBank genome assembly. Lineage: Eukaryota; Viridiplantae; Streptophyta; Magnoliopsida; Poales; Poaceae.
AUGGCUGCUACCAACCUAGAAUGCCUCCUGGCAAUGGUGGCAUGCGCCAAAGGUAUAGGCGUGCCACGUGGCUCUGGGAUGUUCAGACAGGCCUUGCGUGCCAUCGCAUUCCUCAGCCAGGACAAGAUCACCGCCAAAGUGGACUACUUGAAGAACACAUUCAGAUGGUCGGAUGCUGAGGUGGGCAUUGCUAUUUCUAAGGCUCCAACGUUGCUGACCAGGAAUAAGGAAUCGCUGCAGCGCAGUCUGGUCGAGAAGGUAUUUGUGGAGAAAUUCAUAUGCCCUUACAAGGAAGUUGCACAACACCUCGCUGAAGACUAUGCAGCUGCUUGCAGAGGGGAAGUGCCGACUAGACUCAGAUUUGCAUGA